This is a messenger RNA of Rhincodon typus (whale shark), 2562 nucleotides long. RefSeq names its product tRNA 5-methylaminomethyl-2-thiouridylate methyltransferase (gene trmu). The transcript is spliced from 11 exons. The record is from RefSeq and is a predicted model, not a curated record. Lineage: Eukaryota; Metazoa; Chordata; Chondrichthyes; Orectolobiformes; Rhincodontidae. Gene Ontology annotation, biological process: tRNA wobble position uridine thiolation. Gene Ontology annotation, molecular function: sulfurtransferase activity. Bases 81 to 1322 code for a protein of 413 amino acids. Gene Ontology annotation, cellular component: mitochondrion.
CGAGUUGCAGCAUGGCGGUGCUGAGGGGUUAGCAGAGAGGCUCAGCUCGGCGCGGGGUCCCUCUGUUCCCAACACCGGCCAUGAGCCGGCCGCUGCGGCAUGUGGUGUGUGCCCUAUCCGGAGGUGUGGACAGUGCUGUAGCGGCGCUGCUGUUGAGACGGAAAGGCUACCAAGUGACUGGUGUCUUUAUGAAGAACUGGGACUUGCUAGAUGAACACGGUGCUUGCACUGGUAAUCAGGACUGUGAAGAUGCCUUCAGAGUCUGUAAGAUGCUCAACAUCCCUUUUCACCAGAUUUCUUACGUGAAAGAGUAUUGGCAUGAAGUCUUUAGCAACUUAGUAAAGGAGUAUGAAAUGGGAAGGACUCCAAACCCUGAUAUCAUGUGCAAUAAAAAUAUUAAAUUUAAAUAUUUAUUGCAGUUUGCUGUGGAAAUCCUGGGGGCAGAUGCAAUGGCAACUGGUCAUUAUGCGAGAACAUCACAGCAUGAUGAAGAGGUUUUCCAACAAAAAUAUAUCAGAAAAACUGAAGAUAGUUUUCGUAACCACAGUAAGGAUGCUAUUGCAGCUGUGCAACUCUUACGGGCUGCUGACCCAAAGAAAGACCAAACAUUCUUUCUGAGUCAGAUAUCGCAGCAUGCUUUGCGACAUACCAUCUUUCCCCUUGGUGAAUUGAGGAAAAAUAUUGUAAAGGAAAUGGCAGCUGAGGCAGGAUUUCACCAUAUAUUAAAAAGAAAAGAAAGUAUGGGAAUCUGUUUUAUAGGUGAAAGAAAUUUUGAAAACUUUAUUCUUGAGUAUCUAGAACCUCGCCCUGGAAACUUCGUUUCUAUAGAAGAUGGAAAAAUUAUGGGAACACACAAAGGUUGGUUUCUAUUCACUUUGGGACAACGAGCCAGGAUAGGUGGUCAAAGAGAUGCCUGGUUUGUCGUAGACAAAGACAUAAAUACAGGGGAUGUGUUCGUGGCACCAGGAACCAGUCACCCAGCUCUGUACAGGAAUUCACUGCAAACUGAUCAAGUCCAUUGGAUUGCUCAGGACGCACCAUUAGAACUGCUCAGGCACAAAUUGAUGCAGUGUCACUUUCGCUUCCAGCACCAGAUGCCACUUGUGCAGUGCCAGUUAACCCUAAAUCCAGAUUCUACAGUUUGGGUGACUCUUGUUAAACCAGUCAGAGCACCAACUCCAGGACAAUUUGCUGUGCUCUAUAACGAUCAAGAAUGCCUCGGCAGUGGUAAGAUUAUUGAGCUUGGCCCUUCCCUGUACACACUUCAAGGAGGAAGAGAGGACACAAUUUGUGAAACCCACAAGGCUGACAUAACUGGUUAAAGACCUGACCACACUAUCUUUAGUUAAAUAUGAAAAGGUGCUGUGAAUCAAUAGACCAGAACUAGUUGUAUUUAUAAACAUGCUGGAAUCCGAAUGUACCAUAAUAAAAUUACAUGGUUGACGCCUGUCACCAGCGAUGUGCCACAAGGAUCAAUGCUGGGUCCACAGCUUUUUGUCAUUUAUAUAAAUGAUUUGGAUGUGAAUAUAGGAGGAAUGGUUAUUAAGUUGGCGGUGUAGUGGACAAUGAUGAAGGUUAUUUCAGAGUACAACGGGACUUUGAUCCGAUGGGCCGAGGAGAGGCAGAUAGAGUUUAAUUUAGGUAAAUGUGAGAUGUUGCAUUUUGGUAAAGCAAAUAAGGGCACGAUUUGUACAGUCAAGGGUAGCGUUCUAGGGUGUGUUGACGAAUAAAGAGACCUUGAAAUGCAGGUUCAUGGAGUUGGAAUGUCAUGUUGCGGCUGUACAGGACAUUGGUUAGGCCACUUUUGGAAUAUUGUGUGCAAUUCUGGUCUCCCUGCAAUAGGAAGGAUGUUUGUAAACUUGAAAGGAUGCAGAAAAGAUUUACAAGGAUGUUGCUGGGGUUGGAGGGUUUGAGCUAUAGGGAGAGGCUGAAUAGGCUGGGUAUAUUUUCCCUGGAGUGUCGGAGGCUGAGGUGUGACCUUAUACAGGUUUACAAAGUCAUGAAGGGCAUGGAUAGGGUGAAUAGUCAAGGUCUUUUUCCCAGAGUAGAGUCGUCCAAAACUAGAGGGCACCAUUUUCAUACAGAGGUGGAGGAGGCUGGUACAAUUAUAACAUUUAAAAGGCAUCUGGAUGGGUACGAGAAUAGGAAGGAUUUAGAGGGAUAUAUGCCAAAUGCUGGGAAAUAGGACUAGAUUAAUUUAGGAUAUCUGGUCGGCGUGGACAAUGUGGACUGAGAGGUCUGUUUCUGUGCUGUAUAUCUCUAUGACUCUAAUGAUAUUUUAAAUGUUUACGGAGAAGUUUAUGACUGUCUUUUGUGAUUCUGGUUCCUGUGGAUUUUAAUGCUAUAGAGUAAAUUUUCAAAGUCUUUGUACCUGGGUCUCUAGAAGUUUCAGAAUCAGAGAUCACUGCAACCAAUUUAUGGUGGUCAAUUUAAAACAAUUUAAAUUCCAGUUAGCAAAACAUACCUUAAAUGAUCAGAAAAAGAGCUGUAUUUUGUGGAGUAUUUCAUCCAUCAUUUUUGUAUUUUGUUUCCAAAUAGAAUAAAUAUAUUUUAAUUCUAAAA